UAGUUUAACUAUCAUGUCUAGCAAUGAACCAGUUUCAAGUGUUGAAUCUCGUUCUCGAUUAUUACUGUCUGGUGUUAAAGUGAAAAGGUUAGAGGUCUUUACAGCUCCGCAGCGCUAGCACGUGUGUGAUGAGAUUACAUAAAGGUAUUUGACAUGGCGGCCAUUUACUCUGGCAUUCAUCUGAAACUGAAAAACCCUCGCACACUCUGGCCAGACAAACUGAAACUUGCUCGAUUUGCAUGGAUAUCAACACAGUGCCUUCUUCCUAACAAAGAGCAGGUUCUGUUUGACUGGACAAGUCAUGUCCUCACUGGUUUUUACAAUAAGAAAAUAGAGGUGCCCCCGGAGGUGGUGGAGGGUUUAUGGACAUACCUUGAUGAUAUUCUUCACAGCAGGAAGCUUCAUAAUGUGCUGAGUCAGGGAAAAACCAUUAGCCUUCGUCUCACAGUAGCACAGAUGAUCAAUGACAGGAUUCUGGAAUAUUCUUCAGGACCCACAUCUGUCAGUUUCCACACUGUUCUGAGCUGUUGUCAUGGCAUCUUGACCUCCCCAGUGCUCUCUGUGGCCUACACUGCGAAGUACGAGUUAUUAGUGGAGCUCUUGACUCGACUCUGUGGCUUGUCCAGUAUGCAGCUCAGGCAGCAAAAAUAUGAGGAGCCUCUCUCGCUCAAAGUCUUUGAGGUUCUGCUAGUUGUUCUCAGCACCUACCUUACAGUGCAGAAACAACAAGCGAACUCCAACCGAGUGUUUUCCCAGGUAACGGCACACCUUCUUCAUCCGCUUCUCCUGCUCAGACACUUACUGAACACUAGAGUAUGGACUGAGAAGGAUGACAUCAAGAUUCGACAGAAUCUGAGCAAGGAAAUCCGGAACAGGGUGGACGCUGUCCUUCAGUCAGCGCUCUUCAUCCCUGAUCAUUUACAGUCCUUCAAGGAUGACGUUUUACCAUCAGAGGUUGAAUCUCGGGCCAAAAAGAGCCACACUGGAAAGGGCUUGCAAGGCCCAGUCAAUAUUAUCCUUUCGAAACUUUGCGUCCAAGGAGCUAACGAAGAGGAAGAGGCGUUAUUUUAUGCCGUUAAGUCAAACUCUCUUGCCCUGCUAUUUAAAUUCGCCCUAGAUUCAUUUUGCAAAGGGGGAGAGAACAAGCAAGUGAUCUUCCAUCUCAUGACUAAGCUCAUUGUUGCAUUGGGGUUCACAGAUGAACUGGAUAUUGAUGAGAAAUUUAGUGCAUCGAACUGGGGUAUUGCUUUACUCGCUCUUGAGAACCUCAUAAACACAGGUUUGGCUGGUGAUAUCUAUAAUGUGGCUGCAGACAGAAUAAAACACGGAGAGGUGCAAUUUAAUUUCUACAGGAAACUGGCUCGCCUAUUAUUUAACAAUACCCAGGUGGGCAUCCCAGCUUGGUACCGCUGUCUCAGAACUCUGCUUGCACUGAAUCACCAUAUCCUGGAGCCAGAUUUAGAUGAGCUCCUUUCGGGUGUGUGGGUUGAUGCAGACAACAUGGAACUGCGUGUUAGGAAAGCCAGAGAAGCACUCGUGUCUGCCGUCUUGCAAACCUAUGGCAAACUUCGACAGCUGCCUAAACUUAUCGAGGAGCUGCUUGAUGUAGUGUGUCGGCCUGCGGCGGAUGAAUUGAGACCAGCAUUGUUGCCUGAAACAAUACAAAAGACCCUGAGUCAGUGUUUGCUAGACAAUCCUCCGAGCCAAAAUCUUGAGAUCUGUUGGCUCAUUUUAAAUCGGAUGCAGUGCUAUCUGCUUCCCCACAUCCAAGAUGAAACAUUGGAUUUGGCGCUGAAAUUGUUUUCUGUGAGUUUGCUCCUCUACGCUGUACUCUUCAGUUUUAAGACCCUGGACAACAGCACCCCGGUGCCAAUCGUGAAGCAAACUCAGAAUGUGAUGACCGAGAUGCUGAAGGUUGUUGAAGACCUGUUGAAGCAGAACCUUGUCACUAAAGGUGUUUGGAGGGAAAAGGUCCAAGAUGUGACCCUUCUGCUUACUCAUACUUGGGUUGAGGUGGAUACUCUCUUUCAGAUACACUGUGCUAACAAGUACACAUCACCAGCUGCCUCACAGAGUGGCGCUUUAGUGGACAAAGCCCUGACGCUAAGGGACAUGGAUAGUCCACUUGGUAAAUUAUUAAAGAAACUGCUUCUACUCCACAAGCUGAAGAUACACUUGCUCAAAUCAUCCACUGUAACAUCAGAUGCAUCAACAAUGCAGAAAUUGGCCCAGUUUAUUCUAAACAGGCAAGAACUUUCAAUAAUGCUCGAUGGCGACCAGAUCUGGGACUUUCAGUUUUGCAGUGUUAACACCAACACUUAUAAGGCAGCUAACUGGUUUCUUGUAACCUCCAACCUUCCAUUAAUUGCCCCUUAUCUCGAACCAAAAGACACGUCUGAUUUUGCAGAAUGCAUGUUGAAGUCUUUGCUUAAGAGCUUGGAUGCCUCUGGAAGCAAUUUGGAGAACACUGGGCUCUCUGUCUCCUUAAUAUCCAGACAAUUACUCGAGAGUCCUGUUCUUUGUGAGCUCCCUGAGAUUUAUUCAGCAGUGAUGAAGUGCAUCAUCAAGGCAUUUUUUGGACCGCUCGACUCAGCGCACAUGCAGUUAAUCAGUCCUUCGUUUUUGUUGGAAACGCCUUGUGUGGAAAUGGUUGGUGUAGAAGAUGGAGAAACAGGCAUGACACCUUCUCUGAAUAGACUGAAGGCCAUUGGACAGGAGAUGUUAGACUCUGUCAAAAUGAGAUCUUCCAUACCUCUAUCUAAAGCACAGGUAGAUCGAUUACUGCAGCUACUCAAAAUCACAAGUGUCCUGAAUGGAUACGCAAUGUCCCCUGAAGACUAUUCAGAACUUUUUCUGUGCUUGUUCACACUGACGUCUUGUGUUCAGUGUGAUGAAAGCGUCAAUCUCUCUGCAUAUGUUGCAUUGCUCAAAGAGCUUUUCAGUCUCAUGGCUUCACUUCUGCUGGUUAAAAACUCUCAAACACUCCUGAAAGUUGUUCAUGGAAGCAAUCUCUUAGAUGCAACAAUGACAUCCCUAUUCUCUCGGAGCAGCAAGGGGCUCUUUAAAGGUGUGGAUGGCCCGACAUGGUUGUCUUUCCUUCAGUCAGUUCAAGACUUCAUUCAGUCCCUAAUUCAGCUCUUAAUCGACAGGAAGAGCAGCAUGAGCCUCAAUCUGGAGAAGUUUACCUCCUUCAUGGUUGAAAGUAACAUCGCCGCAGGAGUUCUGGCUGUAGACACAGGGGAUCUCUGCUUGCUACAGCUCCAUCUGGCAACUUUAAGCAUACUUUGCAAAGAAAUGAUCGCAACCCUCGGCAAGAACAAACAGCUGGAUCAGACUCUGACUCAUUUGUUAGAGAAGGCCACUUCUGUCAUGGAGCCAGCCAUUCUGGCUGUGCUGAUGGGCAAGGGAAGUAGUCUCCUCAGGCAGUCCUUCUCUGUUGAAGUGGUAACGGUCAUGAUCAGGAGUGAACUAGCAAGAGCCUCCAGCUCUGAGGACGACAGGCUGGAGAAAAUAUCCCGAAUGGCUUUCUACCGGAGCUUUUACCAGCAGAUCUUAAAGGAACUGUUCCCGUCACCUCGUCCUAUGGACUUCCUCAUUUCAUCAGUUAACUAUCUCUCUGCUUUUUACACGGCUGUGGACAAGACAAAAGCAGCAGAUCUUGAAGAAGUCCAUAUUGCGAUUUUGCAGAGUAUUCACGCACUGCUGUCAGGAACGUGGAUGUCGUUGUCAGACGUGAAGGAGCUGGAAGGGCCAGUAAAGGAGCUUCUUAAUCAGCUGGUGUCCAACUGUUCUCAAGAGCAGUUCCAUCUAUUACUGCUGAUGCUCAGAGAGGGGCUUGUGCCAGCAAAGAUUGAAGGAGGCCACUCAACUGAAGUUCUCUCUGCGGUGACUUUUAUAAAGCUGCUCUCCUGUUGUCUGUUUCCAGAGCAUUGCUCAAAGGCUUUUUGGCUUAUCACCCCACAAAUCAUAUCCACUCUCAUUUUUGUAAUAAAGGAGUCCAGCAAGUUCCCAUCUCUGACCCGUGCGCUGACGUUGCCAACUCUCGAGGCUUUGACCGUCCUGCUCUGGCAGGGUAAAGCACAGAUCUCCAAUCCACACCAUGUGAUUGUGGUUUUGGGUGCACUGCAGUUUGUGCCUCUUGACAGUCAUUCCAUGGAGGACUACCAUGCUGCUUUUGAGGCCAUCCAUGAAGCCCUGUUUGCAAUUAUCCACUGCUACCCUCAGGUGAUGCUGAAGGCUUCUCCAGCCUUCCUGAAUUGCUUUUAUCGCCUGGUUUCAUCAGUCAUGCAUGAAGGCAGACAGCGGGGCGACUCUGACAGAGCCUCGGAGAAAGACAGAGAAAGUCUUCUGAAGUGUGCUAGGCUGGUGGAGAGGAUGUACACUCAUAUUGCCAAUGCUGCUGAAAAUUUCACAGUCCUGUCCUCAUUCAUGGUUGCACAAUAUGUCAGUCAACUGCAGAGGGUGACGCUUCAGCCAGAAAUCAAGUCACAUCUAACAGAGGGCGUAUACUGUAUCCUGGACCACUGUGUUGAACAAGACAUCAAGUUUUUGAACACCACCCUUCAAAUGGGUGUCAAGGAAGUGUUCAAUGAACUGUACAAUAAUUAUACACUCUAUCACAAAACUCAAAGGCAAGGAGAAGAAAAGUACACCGUCUGACAAUUGCAUCCUCUGUCUUGAGUGAAUAAACCUGUAUUUUUUUUUACAUAUAAUUAAUGUUAUAGAUAAGUAUAUCUCUAGAAAUGUUUUACAUUUUCAUUAUUCAUUUACCCUCAUGUUGUUCCAAACCUGUAUGACUUUCUUCUGUGGAACACAAAAGAUAUCUUGAUUUAUUUGUCUAUAAAAUUGAAGUCAGUUCACUCCAUUGUUUAAUUCCCACAUUCUUCAAAAUACCUUUUUCUUGUGUGUGUUCUGCAGAAGAAAGAAAGUCAUACAGGUUUGAAACAACAUGAAGGUUAGUAAAUGAUGACAGAAUUGUAAUUUUUGGGUGAGCUAUCCCUUUAAAUGAGGGAAACACAGUCUGAAAUAAUUGCUAACACCUUGUAUUUUAUACUUCCUCGGUUUUUGUACAUGACAAACAUGACCUCUUUUUUUUUUUACGAGAACAGUACUUUUUUUCUGUGUAGUACUAGUGUUCUCAAGCAAACCCUAUUAUAUGGUUGAAGUUAAAGACCUAAAAGAGUUCAGAUGUUACAUGCUUAUCUGAAUUGACAACCUGAAGUCCUGAAACUAAUGUCUGACUCAUCAGCCAGAUUUGGUGAAAUUCUGUCUCAGGAUUAUGCUUCUGAACAAACCAAUUAACCUGAGGUUGCUGCAGGUGGACUCUAUGAAAUUAGUGUACUGUAAAAGUGUCUCCUGGAUGACAAAUAACCAAUUAAAGAUGUACCCCAAUAGA
This is a messenger RNA of Rhinichthys klamathensis goyatoka, 5395 nucleotides long. RefSeq names its product URB2 ribosome biogenesis homolog (gene urb2). Lineage: Eukaryota; Metazoa; Chordata; Actinopteri; Cypriniformes; Leuciscidae. The record is from RefSeq and is a predicted model, not a curated record. The transcript has 10 exons. Gene Ontology annotation, biological process: ribosome biogenesis. The coding region runs from base 154 to 4659 and encodes 1501 amino acids. Gene Ontology annotation, cellular component: nucleolus.